Molecule: messenger RNA, 1310 nt
Organism: Eupeodes corollae
Lineage: Eukaryota; Metazoa; Arthropoda; Insecta; Diptera; Syrphidae
Gene: Poc1
Product: POC1 centriolar protein homolog
Exons: 3
Coding region: 114-1169 (351 amino acids)
Molecular function (GO): protein binding
Source: RefSeq, a predicted model, not a curated record
GUUGCAUCGUUUUUCGUGUUAUUUUCUUUGUCUGCGUUUUUCUUGUUUUUAAAAGUUUAAUUGUAUUUAACAGUUUUGCUCAUCAUCAAACAAAUAAAUACUUUGGAGUUACAAUGGAAUCGAAUAGUGAACCGUGCUUAGAACGUCACUUUACAGGACAUAGCGGAGAUAUUACACAAAUAUGCUUUAGUCCUUCCUCAAAUUAUUUAGCCUCAAGUUCCUUAGAUUCCUCUGUGAUGAUUUGGGACUUACAACAGGCUGCCCGUUGCAUACGAUUUAGUGGUCACACCGAAAAAGUUCACUCCGUUGCUUGGGCACAGGCUUGUAAUUUAGUUGUAUCUUCGUCUGAAUCAGGAUUGAUUAAAAUAUGGGAACCAAAAAUACGAGGAAUAUCCAAAGAAUUUAUUGCUCAUAGUCAGCCAGUUCGCACUGUAGAUUUCGACCCAACAGGUACAUUGAUUUUGACUGGCUCCGAUGACAAGUCUAUGAAGUUGUGGAAAGCUUCGACCAAAAAGUUUGUUGCCUCGUACACUGGCCACAAAAAUUGGAUUCGAAGCUCCAAAUUCAAUCCUGCCGGCAAUUUAAUUGCAUCCACUGGAGACGAUAAGCAUGUUAAACUAUUUGAUGUUAAUAAAUGUGUGUGUAUUUCUUCUUUCACCGAAGAAAAAGGUUCGGGAAAACAAAUAUCGUGGCACCCCGAUGGCAACUUAGUAGCUGUUGCUUUGACAAGCAACAGGAUCAAGAUAUACGACAUAAGAACUGAAAGCCUGAUCCAACUUUAUCAGGUGCAUGCAGGGCCAGUUAAUAGCAUUGCGUUUCAUCCCUCUGGUAAUUACAUCCUGUCUGGGAGUGAUGAUGAAACCAUGAAGAUGUUGGAUUUAUUAGAAGGAAGACCCCUAUUUACACUAACAGGCCACACACAAAAAGUAACAGCGGUCGCUUUUUCCUCAGACGGGCUACAAUUUGCAUCUGCGGGAUCAGACAAACAGCUCCUGGUGUGGAAAUCUAAUUUGAAUGCCUCUGAAUCGUCAAUAUUGGAAAUGACCCCAAGUGGUGCAAAUAACAACAGUUUUACUGAGGUGCUAAUUGACCCCAAGAAAAAGGAUGUAUAUGGGGCACAGGAUGAAAAUUUUCAUAUUGAAGAUAUCGCAUCCCAAAAUGAAUACUAAAAAACCUUUAUAAGGAUUUAUUAAAAAAUAUAAUCUUAUUAUUUAUUCAAUACAAAAAUUACUAAAACAUCUUAUACACCUGAAGCAAAUCUUUACAAAAAUAAUCCAGUGAUCCUCUGAUCAUUAAUUUUUAAUUAAUAA